AUGUUGCUCCCAUCUCCGACUUCCAUCUCAAUCCCUCCAAAACCUUACAUUUCGCAAUGCUUUCUGUACAACCGAUCGUCAUCCACCUCUCGCCGCCGUCUCAAUCUCCGAUCCAUGGCUAAGCAAACCGGCGAAGAAGUUUCCACCAACGGGAUUACAGAGAAACUGGCAAUAGCCGGUGGGUUAAUCGCGAACCCAGUAAUCGGGUGGUCUCUUUACACCCUGAAGACCACCGGCUGCGGCCUGCCGCCUGGUCCCGGCGGAUCCCUUGGCGCAUUGGAAGGCGUUAGCUACUUGGUGGUGGUGGGGAUUGUGGGGUGGUCUUUGUAUACCAAAUCGAAAACCGGGUCGGGUCUACCUAAUGGACCUUUUGGGUUGUUGGGUGGUGUUGAAGGGUUGUCGUACUUGGCAUUGGUGGCGAUUUUGGUGGUGUUUGGAGUUCAGUUUUAUCAGCAGGGUUCGCUCCCUGGUCCGGUUCCCGUUCCCGGUGACCAGUGCUUUGGUUGA
Messenger RNA from Lactuca virosa, 507 nucleotides. Lineage: Eukaryota; Viridiplantae; Streptophyta; Magnoliopsida; Asterales; Asteraceae. The record is from the annotation of a GenBank genome assembly.